UUGUAAUCAAUCUCAAUCUGAACAUCGCGGCCUUUCAAGUGCGACUACUUAUUCUACACUUCAUUGGUACUACCAUAAUGUUGUUUAAAAACUAAAAAAUAAAUAAAAAAACGUUAAAUCCUUUAAUUUUUAGAUCAGGGACUACAUUAAACACAAUAUUUAUUUUGUCUGUCAUGGAUACAAGGAUAGAAUGUCAUUGAUACACAGAAAAAAAAUCUGAUAAUGUCGUCGACUUAUCAACUUGAGAAAAUAGUUGGCACUGAGGACGAUUUUGAUAUUGAACUUUCAGAUAGUUAUGUUGUAUUUAUAUUGACCGGAGCAGCGUUUUAUGGUAUAAAUGCUUUUCUACAGCGUUACGAGAACCAGAAAGCAUCAGCCAACGAUAUAGACCCAUGGCGGUGGAGAAAAAUAGUGGUAUCGUGGAUUCACGGAUUCAUCAUAGGAGUUUGGAGCUUCGUAGGAUUGCUGUGUUACCCGGAACUUUUAGAUGACCCGUUACUGUUUGUAAACACUUCGUCAUAUAUGUUGAUUCUAGUAUCUACAGGGUAUUUCUUUUAUGACGCAUUAGAUAUCAUUGUAAAUAGCCGGAUACAAGAGAAAAUGGGCGUAUUUCUUCAUCAUGUUGUUGUUAUAGCAGCAUUUGGAUACAUUUUACAUGUCAAAUUAUGUGUUGGAUAUAGUCAAAUAACACUAUUGGCAGAAUUCAACAGUAUUUUCUUACAUGGGAGAAAACUCUUACGAAUGGCAAACUUUGGAUUUGAUACAAGUUUAUAUCGGAUAUUUUCAUAUCUUAAUAUUCUUACGUUUUUCGUUUUCCGUAUAAUACCUUUUAGUUAUUGUUUAUAUGGCUGUUUUGCCGAUCGACACCGAAGUUAUGCGUUUAUUUUCUACCUGCUGACAUCUGUUAAUAUCGUUGUGGAUGUCGUCAAUGUUGUUUUGUUCUGGAGGAUUAUACAAUCAGACUUGAUUAAACCGUAUUUGAAAAAGAAACACUAAAUUUUGAAAGAUUAGUAACUGUUAUAACUAUGGAAAUUUUUCAUAUCAGUUCAAAACUGACUUUAGAAAUAAGCCGUUACCACUACCCGAUUGUUCGUUUGAGUACUAUUUUCUUUUUAACAUGGGAACGCUUUAAGACUAUUCCGUCGAGAACAGAAAAAGACAUAAAGUUUUCCAAUCAUUUUUCUGGAAUGGGAGGUUACCGAUUACCCAUUUUCAAUGUUUUGAUCCGACUUGAAGAUAUAGAACAGUAACUUUUAUUCCAAGGGCGUGAAAUUUGAUUUGAAAGGAAGUCUUCUACUGUGAAGUUUUCUCUGUUUGAAAAGAGAAAUACCAGCAUCACUUGCAACUCGUUUUUUCGUUUCUUCGAUGUUUUUUUGACGUGAGAAAAAAAAAAAGAAAUAAUGGUGUUAGCCAGAAAGUUUUUCCAUCAAUAUAUAGGAUUUUGCUAGUUUUUCUUCAUCUUCUUAUGUUUUUUAACAAGAUGUUGUAUACAAAUUCUGAUUCAUAUGAGUAUUAGAACACAUGUCGACUAGUUGAAGCGCACAGAUAGCACCCAUAGAAAUACUGACUCUCUGCUGGAAUCUUAAUUCUAAAAACUCAACAAAAUACGUUGUCGAUCAAAAAAGUCCAGCAUUCUAGCUACCCAAUUUGAAGUAAUGUUGGAUUAAGCAAUAAUUUUUAAAAAGUGUUUCGGAGAAAUUUUUUUCCUUUUGUGAUGUUUGAUUCGAAUAGGAUGAUAAAGAAAAUGUAAUAAUUUGUUUUUGAUUUUGUUUUUGGUUUU
This is a messenger RNA of Mytilus californianus (California mussel), 1780 nucleotides long. RefSeq names its product TLC domain-containing protein 2-like. Gene Ontology annotation, biological process: regulation of membrane lipid distribution; phospholipid homeostasis; membrane assembly. Gene Ontology annotation, cellular component: plasma membrane. Lineage: Eukaryota; Metazoa; Mollusca; Bivalvia; Mytilida; Mytilidae. The transcript is spliced from 4 exons. Bases 223 to 996 code for a protein of 257 amino acids. The record is from RefSeq and is a predicted model, not a curated record.